GCUGAGCGGAGGCCGCUGCUCAAGGGCGGGCUCCGAGCCGGGGACCGGGAUGAGGGAGUCGCUCUCCCGCCUCCCCGGGGCUUCAAGGAGGAGGUUUCAGACACGGAGAACCGAGAGCGACGCCGGCCCCCGCCUGCCCUGGGCAGCCUCGGCAUCCCGGGACGUUGCCGAGCAAGGGAAAGCGGGGGAAGAUGGGCAGAACCGGCGCUAUUUCCUCGCUUCUUCCUCCGCUGCGGGGCUACGGUGCGGGUGCGGCGGCACCAAGCGCUGCCCGGUUACCACUGCUCGCACCCCCGGCUUUGCGUGUGGGACUCCUGCCGGGAACCGCGGCGGAAAGCGGCAGGUACCGGGGGGUCGGGGCUGCCUGCGCCGGCAGUCACUGGUGAGCGGGUUCUCGCCCUCUUCCCGGGGCGGGACCAUCCAUGGGUUCCCGGUGACUUCCGCGGGGGCUGAGGGUCUCCCGGGGCGGCCGGUGACCCCUCCCGUUGCCGGGCUCCCUCCUCCCGGAGCGGGCACCGGCUGUUGCUUUUCCCCGGCUCUUCCCCGCAGCGGCUCCGGCAGGACAGAGCUUUCCGUCCGUCCGGCUCUGGCGAGAGCUCGGACUGCUCAAAAGAGGCUGCGGUGGGAGCAGAGGCCCAGAUCCGCUCACCGGCUUCUGGAGCCCCGUUGGUGGCUCUGUGAAGCCCGGCCAGGCACGGGGAGAGAGGGCCGCCCCGGUGCUGCCGAUCCCUCGGGAGCUGUCGUUGAUCCGGGUGGUGCUGUGUGAGGAAAGCUCAUCCUCACCGAGGAGCAGGGCCCGAGGGGUGAGUGAGGACACCUCGGUGGGAUGAGUGCCCCAACCCUGUACGGUGGGAUCGAGGAGAUGGCUCCGGGGGAAUCCCCGGGUGCCGCAGGAGGCACCGGGGUACCCGUUCAGGGUGUCUGGAGAGGUGGGAGGGGGUGCUGUCGGGGUCCAAUCCAGACCCCGGCACUGGCAGGUGCCGGUCCCCGUCCGAGGCUGCCGCGGUCGGUCUGUGCCGCUGUUAACGCUCAGGGCCGGAGGGUUUUCAGACAGACCCUGGCACUCACCCGCCCUUCCGGGAAGAACCGGUACAUUCCUGGGGUCCCAGCCCCGCUUCUCCCUCCCCGGCUGUCUCAGGGGUGUGCUG
This is a messenger RNA of Pezoporus occidentalis (night parrot), 1148 nucleotides long. RefSeq lists its product as uncharacterized. Lineage: Eukaryota; Metazoa; Chordata; Aves; Psittaciformes; Psittacidae. Bases 50 to 766 code for a protein of 238 amino acids. The transcript is spliced from 2 exons. The record is from RefSeq and is a predicted model, not a curated record.